Molecule: messenger RNA, 3974 nt
Organism: Momordica charantia (bitter melon)
Lineage: Eukaryota; Viridiplantae; Streptophyta; Magnoliopsida; Cucurbitales; Cucurbitaceae
Source: RefSeq, a predicted model, not a curated record
UUUCGUACAACUUUGAACUCUGAAUUCCAUUUUUCCAAAAAACAAAUUGGCAAAAAAGAGAAAAAAAAAUCAAUUCUUUCCAAAGCAGUCACAAGGCGAGAAAAAAGGGUCAGAAAUGGCACUCAAUAUGGUAGAGAAUAUUUGUUUUUAUCAUUUUAUUUAUUUAUUGAAAACAGUUACAGGUCUUUGGAGUCCUGGCCCAAAGAAGAAGACUUGGUAAAUGAAGGUCUUUCUUUGUUCUUAAGGUAAAAAAGAGAUUGAAGUUGAUUCUCCAUUGACUGAAUGGGUAAAACAAUUCAGCUUUAUGGAUUCCCUACUGGUGUGGUACAGGAAGAAGUUAAGGAGUUUGUAGAGAGGAUUACAGGCAGUGGAACUAUCGAUGCCAUAAAGACGAAACGUUCGAACGGAAGAGGAAAGCGAGUGUGUGCUACCAUCCAGUUUACCAACGAUGAAGGUGCUAAGUUAAUCAUAUUUUUGGCUAAUGGACGCCUCUACUAUGGUAGUUCUUAUCUGAAGGCAAAGGAGUGGAAACAGGAUAUUCUACCAAAUCCACUAGUCUUUGAGUACAAUUUCAAAGGCCUAAGACUUCAUCUUGGCUGUCAGAUAUCAAAGGAGAGUUUUUUCGUGUUACAGACAGAGUUGAAUGUUUCUGUGGAUUUCGGGUUUGACCGGCGUGUACUUAGUUUCUUCAUAUCACAUUCUCAUGUGGACUACAUGCUCGUACUACGCUACGAGAACGUUUGGCAGGUUCAGCUACACAAGCCACAAGGCCAAUCUGAUGUAGAUUAUCUACUGAUUCAGUUGUUUGGUGCUCCGCGGAUUUACGAGAGAAAUUCAGAGUCUUUUGGACCCAUUCUUGACGAUCCUUUCAUCAACUUUUCUAAAGAAAUCGACACCAAAUGGUUUCGAGCAACCGAUUUCACUCCAUCGUGCUGUAUUGGACAGUCUUCGGGUUUAUGCUUGGAGAUUCCCUAUGGUCGCCAGCUCCCGAAUCUUCAUGAUAAAUUUGCUCAUUACUUCAAAGAAAUCAAGGGUAAAUUUACAUUGGAUAGGGGUUCCACUUAUUCCUCCAAUCCAAACUUGGUACCCAUAGUAAGACCUCCUCGAAACAUUAGCUUGCCAUAUGCAAUUUUGUUUAAGAUAAAUUUGUUGGUACAAAAUGGAUGUCUUCCAGGCCCAGCUCUUGAUAUUAGUUUCUACCAGAUGGUAGAUCCUCAGAGGAACAAUAUUGGCUUCAUAGAUCAUGCUUUAAAUAAGCUUUAUCACUUGAAAGAGUGUUGCUAUAAUCCUUCAAAGUGGUUAGAUGAUGAGUAUAGAAAGUACUUCAAAGCAAGGAAUCCCCCCCAGCCACCUAUUAUGUCUUUAAAUGAGGGCUUAGUCUAUGUACACAGGGUUCAAGUGACACCUUGUAGAGUGUACUUCUGUGGUCCAGAGGUUAACGUUUCGAAUCGUGUAUUACGUCGUUACCCUGAGUACCUUGACAACUUCUUGCGUGUUUCAUUUGUCGAUGAGGAAUUGGAUAAAUUGUAUUCAACCGAAUUAUCUCCACGGGAAUCCUCUUCCUUGGAGGAUGGAAAGACGAAAAUCUUUAAAAGGAUUCUUUCUGUCCUGAGAGAUGGCAUAACCAUUGGUGACAAGAAGUUUGAGUUUCUAGCUUAUUCAUCCAGUCAAUUACGGGAAAAUUCUGCGUGGAUGUUUGCUCCAAAAGAUGGAAUUACUGCAGCCGGAAUAAGGAAAUGGAUGGGAGAUUUUCGUAGUAUACGAAAUGUGGCCAAGUAUGCUGCUAGACUAGGCCAAUCUUUUGGUUCAUCCACAGAAACUUUAAGUGUCGGUAGACGUGAAGUUGAAGUUAUUCCUGAUAUUGAGGUUGAAUCAGAUGGUGUCAAGUAUGUCUUCUCUGAUGGGAUUGGGAAAAUAUCAGCUAGUUUUGCCAGGAAAGUGGCUCAAAAAUGUGGCAUAAGGCAUACACCAUCUGCAUUUCAGAUUCGUUAUGCUGGUUUUAAAGGCGUCAUUUCUGUUGAUCCUACCUCAUCAGUUAAAUUAUCAUUGAGGAAUAGCAUGCUCAAGUAUGAAUCAACAGACACGAAACUCGAUGUUUUAUUGUGGAGUAAAAGUCUUCCUUGUUAUUUAAAUCGUCAGUUGAUUACUCUUUUAUCUACACUUGGAGUUGAGGAUCAUGUCUUUGAGAAAAAGCAGAAAGAAUUGAUGGAUCAAUUGGACACCAUUUUUACAGAUUCGAUGAAGGCUCAGCAAGCCCUUGAGCUAAUGUCUCCGGGAGAGAUUACCAACGUUCUGAAGGAAAUGAUCUCGUGUGGUUACAGGCCGGAUUCCGAGCCUUUCUUAUCUAUGAUGUUGCUUACAUUCCGACAAUCGAAGUUGUUGGAAUUACGGAGGAAAUCUAGGAUCUUCAUCCCAAAUGGAAGAGCAAUGAUGGGAUGUCUUGACGAAACUGGAAACCUGGAGUAUGGUGAGGUUUUUGUUCAGUGCACUGCACACCAGCAGCUGCAGGAUGAUCACAUAAUCUUCAAGAGAGGCAAAUCGAAUCGGCAUUUCAUUGCAACCGGAACGGUAGCGGUGGCGAAAAACCCCUGCUUGCAUCCUGGUGAUGUGCGAGUUUUAACGGCCGUGGAUGUACCAUCUCUGCAUCACAUGGUAGAUUGUGUCGUUUUUCCACAAAAAGGACCAAGACCUCAUCCGAAUGAAUGCUCGGGAAGUGAUCUAGAUGGCGAUAUAUACUUCGUCUGCUGGGACCCUGACUUGAUUCCUCCUCAACAAGUUGAACCAAUGGAUUAUACCCCUGUACCUAGUAAAUUACUAGAUCAUGAUGUCACAAUGGAGGAAGUUCAGGAGUAUUUUGCAAAUUAUAUGGUCAAUGACAGCUUAGGAAUCAUUGCCAAUGCUCAUACAGCAUUUGCAGAUAGGGAACCGAAGAAAGCAAUGAGCAAACCAUGUAUAGAGCUUGCAAAACUGUUCUCGAUUGCGGUCGACUUCCCGAAAACCGGCGUACCAGCUCUAAUACCUGCUAAUCUAAGAGUAGAAGAAUAUCCCGAUUUCAUGGAUAAAGCGGACAAAGUGACAUAUCAGUCGGAGAAUGUACUGGGGAAACUGUUCAGGAUGUUGGAUGAGAUUGAACCAAAGAUUGACAUCAGGUCCUUUACUCGGGACGUAGCUCGACAAGCUUAUGACCCUGACAUGGAAGUUGAAGGCUUCGAGGAGUACCUCGACGAUGCCAUUUAUCACAAGGGUAACUACGACAUGAGAUUGGGAAAUUUGAUGAACUAUUACAGGAUCAAAAACGAGGCAGAGCUAAUCAGUGGGGGUAGUUUGUCGAGAUCACUAUCUGCCACCAAGAAAAAUGAAGCGGAAUCGAUCGCCACGGCUGUUCGGUCACUGAGAAAGGAGGCAAGGAGCUGGUUCAAUGAGAAUGCAGAGUUACAUUUUAGACAUGGUAACAAUGUAUAUGCUAGAGCUUCAGCAUGGUAUUUUGUUACAUACCAUCACAGCUACUGGGGCUGGUUUGAUGAGGGAAAGGACCAUGGCCAUCUCAUUAGCUUUCCGUGGUGCGUUUACGACAAACUCGUCCGUAUCAAGAAGCAAAAAAUCAGUGCUAGAAACGCUCGCCGUCGGUGAACUCUUUCUAUCUUGAAUCUUUCAACAAGUUUAAGUAGAAAUCUAGAAAUUUAGAAGUUAUAUAUGAAUUGGAGAAAGCCAUUCCUUUGGUUUCUCCAAGAAUGUACAUAGAGCACUGAGUUGUGAACUACAAUCAACCUUGGUAGAUUAGAUUAGUGAUAAAGAUCUGGUUGAUUUUUCUUUAUCACUUUAAGUCAUUCCCCGUCAACUGUAGAGGGGGUUUGAUUUCUGUUAUACGCUAUGUGGCAAAAAAGACUGGUUCAACGAUGUAUGCCUUACUUGUAUCGAAAUUUCAAGCUUGUCAUCUGCUUUUAAGAAAUGUAUUACUAAGUUGGAUCAUUCAA